This is a messenger RNA of Purpureocillium lilacinum, 2727 nucleotides long. RefSeq lists its product as uncharacterized. The record is from RefSeq and is a predicted model, not a curated record. Lineage: Eukaryota; Fungi; Ascomycota; Sordariomycetes; Hypocreales; Ophiocordycipitaceae.
AUGAAUAGAAAUUAUCAAGGAGGCGACGUGGGCGCCUCGGAUCCUCCCGCCGGGUCCGUCAAGCGCGCGCGGGAACGGGUGCAGGCGGGACUGCCGCGAGAGUCGCUACCCCUGCGCCAGUUGCCGACGAACCCGGAACCCUCGAGGGUCGACUACCCGACGUCGACAUCUCGCCUGCCGCAGGCAGUCGCGUCCGGGCCCGCGCGGCUGACGAAGUCGAGGCCCCAGCAGGCCGGGGACGGGCGCGCGGGACGCAACAUCUCGCGGCCGAUGCACGCACCCCAAUGGCCGCUCCCCGGUCCGGCCGCGUCGCCUCUCAGCCCCGGAGAGUCGGAGCCCGUCUACACGCCGUCAGCGCGGGCACCGCGUAGGCCGCCUCGCCCGAGCAACGUUCCCUCCAUACUCGACGAGUCCGAAGCACGAGAACCCGCACCACCGUUGACGGCCCGCUCGAACCCCCUCGAGAGCCCGGAUGUAGCGAGCGACGGCAGCUACGAUGUGCUGUCACCCGCGGUCGCCUCUUCGAGGCAGACCACCUCGUCAAUCGGCACGAUUCCCGAUUUCCCCGUGCCGGCUCCGGCCCCGGCCGCGGCCAGCGCGCCUGGUGCCGCCGCAAAGAAGAGCUCCACUCUCGGGCCGCCGCCGUCGGCUCGUCGCGGCGCAUCAUCUUUCUACUCGACCGCGUCGUUCGUGUCCCCGAUCCCCGAGGAGAGCCCCCGAUCGAGGUCGCACGGGUCCUACGCGUCGAGCGCCGCCAUGCCCGAGGCCUGGGACAGAAUCUCCCCGAUCUCGGGCAGCCCUCCAUAUGGAGAUGCCUUCUUCGACGACUCCAUCACGGACAAGGAGUCGACGUACGACGAGUUUGGCGACGAAAGCAAGCUGGUGCGAAGCGCCAGCAUCGGCAAAAAGGGGAAGCCGGCUCUCGUCAUGAACAGGACUGGGAGUGGCCGCAAACUGGGCGAUGCGAGGCCGGCGCCGUCCCCGGUGCAGCCAUUCAACGGCGGGACGGGUUACGUGGACGCGUCGACCAGCUCGUCCAAAUCCUUUCCGACCGCCAAGCCGUCGCCAGACACGACCCCGGCGACGACCAACCAGACGGCCCUCGGCCCCGAUGCCACGCCGGGGGCCAUCGGAAUCGCCAGCUCUGGCUUCGGAGACGCCGCGGAUGCGACGGAUCCGUCUCGCCCACCGAAUCGCCUCUCUAACAUGAGAAGACCGCCGCGCCUGGACAUCGAUGCCGUCAGGGCGGCAGAGGCUAGGGGUAGCCUGACCAGCCUGCCGGACCUGAUACGGCGGGCUACGAGGCUUGCCUCCAUGAUUGACAAGGGCAAGCGGCCAGGCAGUCGCAUGGACGACCUGACCUUUUUCGGUGAAAAGGGCCCGAUGAGGAACGGCGAGGGAUCACUAUCCGCUGACGAACGGCACCACUCCGGUCUCUCAGACAUGCUGGCUGCCUUCCCUCCUCCCGUACACACUCCCAGAGGAAAUCGACAGAGCAACGCGUCGUGGUUUCGGCCGAGCUCCUGGCCCGCAGUCGGCGACCAAGGGGCGCGGGGCCACUCGCGCAUGUCAAGCAUCGGGGGUAACGAUGGCGCCAAGAAACAAAGGCGUCGUUGCUGCGGCCUUCCGCUGUGGGCCUUUAUCCUCGUCAUCUUCCUCCUCCUGUGCCUCGUCGUCGCUGCGAUCGUGGUGCCCCUGGAGUUCUUCGUCUUUAAGAACCUCGGCAAUCACGGGGACGACAAGGAUAGCCUCGCAAACUGUCAGAGCUCGCUGACGUGCCUGAAUGGAGGCACAAACGUGGUUUCGCAGGGCGUCUGUUCCUGCAUCUGCACAAACGGGUUCACGGGGUCCAACUGUGGCCAGAGCGGCUCCAUGGGAUGCACUACGACGAACCUGGUGGCGACGGACGGGUCAGCCAGCAUCAACAACGUGACGCUGGGCAGGGCCAUCCCCCGGCUCAUAUCACAAGGUGACGCCAACUUUUCGCUGCCCCUGUCCGGAACCAUCGUCCUCGCCAAAGUGAACACGGCCAAUCUGUCAUGCAUCGCGCAGAACGCCCUCGUCACUUUUGACGGCUGGUCGACAAGAGGCGGCGAAGCCAAGGAUGAGGUGACUGACGCUAGCGGCAAGGCGGCCAGGGCGGUGGCAAACCGCGACGAAAACUUCCCCCCGGUGUCCAUCAUUACGUUCGUACCACGAGCUACUUCUGCCGUCCUCACCGGCGGCCACGUGGACACGCAGCCGACUCCCGUGCCCGACUCUACGAGUGGACCGCCCGUGCAAAUCAUCGUCGACACUUCUUCGUACGGACCCCCUGCCGGAAGCAAGCCGACCACGGCCAGCACGACGACCGGGGCGGGGACAGGCUCGAGCGCCUCUGCCACAGGCUCGCCGACUCCCGCCCCAACUGGCCUGUUUACUGUGACUGAAGAGGUCGUCGACUUCGGCCGCGUGGCCAUGCUGUACAUCCUGCAAGAAGAGAGCGUCAACGCGGCCGAGAGUGCGCAAACGGAGCUGCAGGCCCUCUUUAGCCGAGCGAGCAAGAGCAAGACGCAGCUCGGCGUCCAAGUGACGGAGCAAGAGGCGAGGAAGGUCAUCGUUGGAGGCGACAACACCAUCAACCUCGUCGACUUCACGGUCGAUCUGGGCAAAGGGCCGGUUGGGCGCAAGAACAUCAAGCGCAGCAUUGAGCCGGCGGUCAGCGCUUCGCCACCAGGCUCCGGCUGA